ACCAGAUAUUAGUCUCUCUGAAACUAUCACGACUGAGCUUUCCUCAGAAGAAAACGAAAUCGAAUCGCUUUAAGAUGAAAUUCGCAAUUUUUUUGCUCGCUGCCAUCGUUGCUGUUAAUGCACAGGCUCAACCAAUUAAUCCUUAUGCGGCUGCCAAUCCUUUUGCUGCAGCCUAUAAUCCUUAUUUGAAUGGACUCUUCGGUGGAGGAGCUGCUGGUGCAGGAGCGGGAGCAGGAGCCGCUGGUGGUGCAGCUGCCGCUGCUCCAGCUGCCCCAGCAGCAGCAGCUGGAUUUGGUGGUUUCUCCAUCUCUGUCUUCUUCCAGUCCGUCGUACUGCAAAGGGAAGCCGAGCGUCUGCUCGCCCAGCCCGAUUUCCCAGCUGACUUAGCUGAGCGUGUGCAGAAUGCGCUGGACAAAGCCCAACUUGGAUUUGCCAACUGCGAUACCGCUAUUCUUCCGUGGCUGCAAAUCCGCUGCGUCAAGCCCACUCUGACUCUGGCCAAGAACGAGCUGAAGGCCAUCGAUGACGAGUGGCAGGCACGCCUGGCCGCCACCACAGCAGCUCCCGCCAAAGCCGCCGCUUAAGCCGAUAAAUUUGUAAAUUUGUAUACCCUGUAAAAAUGAAUAACUAAGUCCAAUACACCAGCAUAGAUUCGAUAUACUUAAAUAAACGUUUAAAAUCAAC
This is a messenger RNA of Drosophila innubila, 684 nucleotides long. RefSeq lists its product as uncharacterized. Lineage: Eukaryota; Metazoa; Arthropoda; Insecta; Diptera; Drosophilidae. The record is from RefSeq and is a predicted model, not a curated record. The coding region runs from base 75 to 584 and encodes 169 amino acids. The transcript is spliced from 2 exons.